Molecule: messenger RNA, 2489 nt
Organism: Stegodyphus dumicola
Lineage: Eukaryota; Metazoa; Arthropoda; Arachnida; Araneae; Eresidae
Cellular component (GO): cytoplasm
Source: RefSeq, a predicted model, not a curated record
GCAUUCCAUGUUGUUUUGGCUCUAAGAGAUCUGUUCCAGACAGUACUGAAUACCAAACAAGAACAAAUAGUUGCUAAAGAAAAUAAGAGCGAUUUAUCAAAAACUGAAAAAAGGCCAGAAUCAAAAGAUGUUGAAAGCACGGACAGAACAGAAUUAGAAAUACAGACCAAAACACCAGAAGAACAAAAACCUAAGGAUGAGAAUAUAUAUUUUGAGGUUCUAUUAACAGAGCCUUUAAAAUUGAAAGAAGAGGAAAUAACAGCAGAAAAAGCUGAAGAGCCUAUGAGAACUGUAGAUGACCUUUUGGGUUUACAGAACGAAAUGACUAAAUUACAAGAGGGUAUAAAUCAAAUGGAUUCUAGUAUUGCAGCAGUUGCAGCUUUUAAUUCAGAUAUCUCGAUGCCUGAAAAUGAUCCUUUUGACACAUCAUUUGUUCUUGGACCUAAAAGAGAUUCCUUGCCUUUUCCAAUGCCGACCCCAAUUCCACUUGCAUCCCCUGUACCUGCUAAUGAUAAUAAUAACCAGUCUUUUAACGGCCAGUCUACAGUGGGUGAUAAAUAUGCAGUGUUUAAUGCAAUUGAUUCCACUCCUAGCAUCUUUGAAGCAUCUGAAGGGUCAAUUGGAACAGACACAGCAGCUAAUAAUGAUGUAAAAGACUUGGAAGAUGAAGUGGCAAAGAAAGCACCUCCAGCAAAACCACCACGUUUGAGCAAAUCAGCCUCUCCUGAUUUGUCAGUGUUUGCAGAAUUGGAUCCACUGGGUAAAGAUAGGCCAUACAAGGACAAAACAGAGUUUUUUCAAGACGUGAAAAAUCCACCAAAAAAGGUUUUAAAUGACUUAGUUGAUCCAAACAAAGAUUCCAGCAAAGCUUUUGAUAUGAAUCUGCUUUCACCCUCUGUUCCUUUCCCUGUAGACUUCGAAUCAAUGUCAACAAACUCAUUUGCAAAUCCAACCUUAUCUACAUCCCUUCCCAAUUCUUUCUCUGCUAAUUCUAAACUAACUUUACCUAAUGGAAAUGGUGAAAGGAUCCAUAAUCCAUUUGAAAAGCAAGACCAUUCUGGUAGAUCUGUAAAUCCUGCAAAAGUAUUAACCAGUCGUAGUUCUGAACCUGCAUUUUCUAAUGUUCAAAUAAUGCCUCAAAACACAAUUAAUAAUGUUUCAUAUCUUGGCAAGUCACCACCAUCUACUGCUGUUCUUGCAACAGCUCAGCAACAGUUAACUGUUAAUUGCAACAUGGCUAAUCUAAAUCAUUCACAACUAAUAUCACAACAGAGCACAUCGAGUUCUCCUAUACCAAUACCACCUCGACAAGCAGACUUCACUAAAGAUAGGUCUUAUUCAAAUGGAAGUGUUGGAAGCCCAUAUUCUAAAAGUCCUCUGCCUUUUGAUUCUGAAUCCCCUAUUCCUUCAGACUAUUACAUUCAAACUUACACUAGUUCUGAAAACUGUAGUCCUACAGGUCUCACAUUAAAAAAUGGCUUGAAUAUUCAACAAAACAAUUUGACAAAUGGAGAAAAUGGACUCACCAUUUUAUCUCCUCCUAACAAUAACCUGAGUAAGCAAACUAAUUUUUCUAAUUCAACUAACUCUAGUAAUGGUGUCUCUCGCCCUAGACCACGUCCCUCUUUAUCAAAAGGAGCUUCAGUUCCCCACAAUGGAAAUUCUUUCUCAUCACAUUCUUUGUCAAGUGAUUCUUCAUCAGACUAUGAAGCCAUUAGUCGUGAAAAUAUGCAAUCAAUUGCAAAUGUGUUAUUAACUAAUGGACACAGACUCCGUGCUCAAUCACUAUGUCUUGAAGCAAACAAUGAUUUCAACAAACUCCAGCUGUCUGGUGAGAAAAAUAUUUUUGCAAAGAAAAAUGAUCCAUUUGCUGAUGACUUCUUUUUCUCUCUACCAAAGAAAUCUAGCCUUCUAACUAAGACAGAAAUUCCAGAAUAUGUGUGAUGUGUUUUCUUGUGCUUGUCUGUGCCUGUCCAAAGAGGAGGAGGAGGAGGAGGAGGAAGAAUCGCCAUAUGCAACUAUAGUCAAAGUGAAAAAACAAGAUGAAACAGUAGAGUGAAGAAAUCAUGAAGUUAAAAACAUAACUGGACUGAGAAUAAAUAUACUACACUAAACUGUGCAUCAAUCAUCCAUCAAAUUUCAUCUUAAUUUCUCGUUGGAUGACACUGACAAGUAUUUAAGGCCAUUGUUUUAUAGUGUUCUAUAAGAUAUUUUUAUGUAAAAUAUUUAUAUAAAGCCAUAAUUCAAAAUUUUAUGAUUUUUUCUAAUUUUUAAUUCUUUAGAAUAUAUUGAAAUGUUUUCAUUCUUAAUUUUACUAAUAGAACAAAUUCACAAACUUCAGAAAUUUCUAUUUGAAGUUUCUCUUAGUGCCUUAUCUGUUUGUAUGUAUAAUUAUAAUGUACGAAAUGUUGAAAAUCAAAUAUAUUGUGAGUUUUUUAAUGAAAAACUUUAUUCCUGUUUCAUAUAUAAAUAAAUAUUUCAUAUUAGAA